UGCCUAUAAGGAGAGUGACGACAUUCUAUCCCGAACAAAAUAAAUGUCUUUGGCAACAAUGAAAUUUACAGCUGGUAGCACUGGUUCAGUUUAAGCCUUCAAGUGGCUCUUGCGAAAUGAUGCUUUUGUUUACUUUUUGUUGUACUUUGAUUGUCGCUUUAGUGGUUUAUUGCGUUUAGUUUUAGUGAGAAAGCAUAAGAAUUUGUUCGAAACAAUGAAGUGUUUUGCUAAAUAUUGCACAAAUAAAACAACACCGGGAUUCAAGAACAUCGGGUUCUUUCGAUUUCCAGCGGAUGAAGACCUGCAAGUUGCAUGGAAAAAGUUCUGUGGAUUCCCAGAUCAUUUCGAAAUUACAGCUAGUUGUCGAGUGUGCAGCUUUCACUUUCUGCAGGAGGAUGUAUAUUUUGCUUCCGGCCAAGGAAAAAUUAUGCGGCGACGUACGGCAGUCCCAGUGUACGAUUGCGUUCCACAGAUCGCCGACUUUACUCUCGGAGAAGAUGACCUGACCGCGGACGUAUCGAAUGCGAGCAGUACCAUUGAGGAACCUGGUUCGGCAGUUAACACAGAGGUGUCCUUCGAAAAUAUGAUUCCAGUAAACUGCUCCCCGUAUGACGAACACCAAGCUGUUUGUGCUGGCACAAAGAGGAAAUAUGAGAGUUACUUGAACAAUGUAAACCAGGAAGUAGUCGAAUUAAAGAAGCGCUGCCAUGGUCUCGAAAAAGUUGUCAACCAAAAGGAGCACUUGAUUACACAACAAGCGAAAACUACUGAUCUGGCUCUAAACGCUCUCAAAAGGACAUUUAACUCCGAUCAAGUCGACAUGCUUUUGUACCAGAAAAAACGACCAGGGCAGUGGAGUAAUGAGACUGUGACAGAAAGCCUUAAGAAAAAUUCGUGUGCAGAACGAAGGGUUACGAGCACCAGCGGAGUAAAUAUCCUCUUCCAUCCGAACGCACGUUGCAACGAAAGGUGGAAGAUUUGUCUUUCAACCCAGGAAUUUUGGACGAUGUAUUGGAGCUUUUGAAGCUGAAAGUCAGUACAAUGCCUCCAGAAGAUCUCGACUGUGGGCUCAUUUUUGAUGAGAUGUCCAUCGAAGAAGCGAAGAGCUUUUGUGUGUCUACCAGUCAGUUCUAUGGUGACAUAACCAUCCCUGGUCAAUCUGGACUGGCAACUCAUGCGCUUGUGUUUGUUUUGGUGGGAGUAAGAGCCAGGUGGAAGCAAACCGUCGGUUAUCACUUCACGGGCAACAGUAUCCCGGAUAAUGAUCUGAACGAGAUCAUCUACAAAAUUAUUCAGGAAGUGGAGUCAUUUGGAUGUAAGGUGCAUUUUCUCACCUCAGACUGCGGUCCAAAGAAUAAAAAGUUGUGGAACGCUCUGGGUUUGAAAUUCCACAAACAUGUAGUGCUCAAUAGUGAGGCUAUCGAGCACCCAACAGUUUCGUCGAGGAAACUGGAAAUCAUUCCAGACGUAGUCCACGUUUUCAAGUCGGCUGUUCAAGGAUGGAUUAAAAAUGAAGUGCUGUGGCUACCACCGGAUGUGGUGGCAUCUAAUGGGUUCUGUUCGAAUGAAGUCAAUAUUCAACACCUUCACGAUCUCGUACACUACGAACAGCAAAACUUGCUUAAAGUCGCCCAUAAUCUAAAACCGGAGGAUGUAGAAUUCGAAAAGAAAAGGAACAACUUUGAUGUGAUGAAGGUCAUCAAUUCUGAAAAAAUUGUAAACCGUAAUGUUUCGGCCGCACUUCGAUUCUACAGCCAUGCUGCAAACCGACCUGAAGUUCUACCAACCGCAUAUUUCAUAGAAACACUAUCACAAUGGUUUCAACUCUCGAAAAAUAGAUCGAUGAAAAUGGCUUUGAGCAAAGGUGAGCAAAGAUUCUGUAGUACUCUUAAUGAUUCAGUUAAUAUAGAGAAUAAUUUGGCUAGGGGUCAUCCACAAAAUACGUAAUUUGUUUCGAAACCACCAUAGAAGAAUUUCCUGCCUCCUAAAACCCCCACAUGCCAAAUUUGGUUCAAUUUGCUUGAUUAGUUCUAGAGUUAUGCAGAAAUUUGUUUCAUUUGGGAGUCUGGUACCAGCAUAGAAAAAUUUCUUGCCUUCUAAAACCCCCACAUACCAGAUUUGGUUCAAUUUGCUGGAUUAGUUCUCCCCGGUCACAAACCAUCACAAGAAUCUUCCCUGUCCCAAAAACCUCUGCAUACUAAUUUUUACUAGUUUCCAAGGCUAUAUCUAUAAACUAUAUCUGAGGACGAAAUUACAUUUUCUUAGACUCUUCGUAUGUUUUAGAUUAACUCAUUUUUUUUUAUUUAUAUUUUAGAAAAUUCGCAAAAGUAUAAGGAGACGCUGCAGUUCUAUAUUUUUUUCAAAAAAUUCAUUUACGCUGUGGAGGUAGGACAUAAACGGUAUUGGAAACCAUGGCAGGCAUCCAUAAUUCUAGCAACGAAUGCCAUACUCAGGUUGCAAGACAUGUUCUUGAACGUGAAAGGGUACAGCUUCCUAUUUACAGCGAGAUUCACUCAAGAUUGUGUCGAGAAUAUCUUUUCUCUAAUUCGAAUACGACAGAAGAAACCUACCGCCUUGCAAUUCAAAUGCUUCCUAAAAUCAUUAACCAUUUCACAGUAUUUGACAGUGGUUUCCGGGUCAUCUUAUGAGACAGACGACACAGAUUGGCUUUUGAACUUUCCCUCUAACGUGAAGCAAUUGAAGGAGAAAAAAGCCAUUGAGGAGCGGAAAGUACCUGAUAUAAACGAACUGACUAAGAUAGACACGCAGGCAGCAUUGAAGGAAAUUAACGACAAUGAGAAGAAUGUGGUCUAUCACCUUGCUGGAAUGGUCGUUUAUAAAGUGGCAAAGCAUGGCGCAGUUUGUUAACAUAGUGUUGAAAAAUGCUUAGCCACUGAACCAUUUAUCUCGGAUUACACAAAACUAACCAUUACUAAAGAUUUCACAGGUCAAGCAUUGGUAUACGUGAAUGAACCAACCUUUAUCUUUUUUUUUUGAAACUGGAAAUUGUAUUCAGAAGCGAGUUGAAAAAUAUGGAAAACGAUACCGUGUUUGAUGUAAUUAAAGCGCAACUCGCAAACAUUCCAGCUACACAUUUCAAUGAAUGUCAUGAUUUAAAAAAGAAACUAAUAAGGCGGUUCUUGUAUUUCCGGUUGAAAAUUCAUCAGCCAUAGAAAAUUCAUAAGAAUAAGUACGAUAGUAGAUCGAUGGCAAUGUAACUCUAUUGAUCGACAGGUUAGAUGUUCCAGAAAACAAUAAAUAGUAUAGUAUAAUCCAACUCUUGUUCAUUCAUUUCAUUUUUGCCAUUCCUGUAAAACCGAAAGUUUAAUUUAUGGAUAACGAACAGAUUCUUUUUUAUUUUUU
Messenger RNA from Toxorhynchites rutilus septentrionalis, 3363 nucleotides. RefSeq lists its product as uncharacterized. Bases 215 to 1024 code for a protein of 269 amino acids. The record is from RefSeq and is a predicted model, not a curated record. The transcript is spliced from 3 exons. NCBI's taxonomy places the organism in Eukaryota, Metazoa, Arthropoda, Insecta, Diptera, Culicidae. Gene Ontology annotation, molecular function: sequence-specific DNA binding.